UGUAUGUCAAAGCAACAUCUUAUCUUGACUAAGUACAGUUCGUCAGAAUUGACAGCACCUUUUCAACAAUAAACAAUAUCAGCAUUAUGAAUUCGAUGUCAACAACGGGGCCUAUUAGGGUGGCCGCUAUACCGAAACAUUACCUGCAAUUCACAGUGCGGACCUAUACGAGGAGUAUGGCGAGCGCUGGGUUACGAUACAGCAAUCCGCCCCUCGUCAAAAAAUGCUACGACCAACCGACAGGGAAAAGGUUCAUUUCCUCCACGCCACAAUCACAGAUCAAAGACUAUUUCCCUCCUCCUGAUGCACCGAAAAUAGUCGAGGUGAAAACAGCGUGGGCUCAUCCUGUCUACAGUGAAGAAGAAAUGCGUGCAGUCACUGUUGGCCAUCGCGAGGCAAAGAAUUGGUCUGACUGGGUAGCGCUUGGGAGUGUCCGCCUGCUCCGAUGGGGUAUGGACCUGGUCACUGGCUAUAAACACCCUGCGCCGGGCCAAGAAGACAUCAAGAAGUUUCAGAUGACGGAAAAGGAAUGGUUAAGAAGAUUUGUCUUCUUGGAGAGCGUCGCGGGUGUACCUGGAAUGGUUGGUGGUAUGCUAAGGCAUUUGAGGAGUCUCAGACGUAUGAAGCGAGAUAACGGAUGGAUCGAGACGCUCCUUGAGGAGGCAUACAAUGAGCGGAUGCACUUGCUCACAUUCCUCAAGAUGGCCGAACCUGGGUGGUUCAUGCGCUUAAUGGUCCUUGGAGCGCAAGGAGUGUUUUUCAACGGCUUCUUCCUCUCUUAUCUCAUCUCGCCACGUACCUGUCAUCGUUUCGUCGGCUAUCUCGAGGAGGAAGCCGUGCUCACUUACACUCGGGCCAUCAAAGACCUCGAAAGCGGCAGGCUGCCGCACUGGGAAAAGCUGGAGGCUCCAGAGAUCGCUGUCAAGUACUGGAAAAUGCCUGAGGGUAACCGGACCAUGAAGGAUCUGUUGCUGUAUGUCCGAGCGGACGAGGCCAAACAUCGCGAGGUCAACCACACGCUAGGGAACCUGAAGCAAGCGGUCGACGUCAACCCUUUCGCCGUUGAAUGGAAGGAUCCGUCUAAACCGCAUCCUGGCAAAGGGAUCAAACACUUAAAGACCACCGGCUGGGAACGAGAGGAGGUUGUUUGAGCAUUUAUGCAUUUAUACAUUGUGGUUUUGUCAUUCGCGGGAGCAAAUGGGAGAACAUGCAUAUAUGAUUAAAGCGGCGCAAAUUGGUUGGACUUGAGCAUAGCAUCGCGGAUAUCUCCUCUCCUUAGUCUUUAUUGGUAAUAGAAUGUUCUUGAACCUGUUC
This is a messenger RNA of Aspergillus nidulans FGSC A4, 1314 nucleotides long. Its product is annotated as protein aodA. The transcript has 3 exons. The record is from RefSeq and is a predicted model, not a curated record. The coding region runs from base 87 to 1151 and encodes 354 amino acids. NCBI's taxonomy places the organism in Eukaryota, Fungi, Ascomycota, Eurotiomycetes, Eurotiales, Aspergillaceae. Gene Ontology annotation, cellular component: mitochondrial inner membrane; mitochondrion. Gene Ontology annotation, molecular function: alternative oxidase activity.